AUGGCUUUUGAGAGAUUUAAAGUGAAAUCCGAUCUCCCUCGUUAUGAGGCUGCUUCUUAUAUUUCGGGCGUCAACAACGAUAGUUUUAAACCCAGAAAACCUUCAAAUGUCACAACUGGUAGACUUUUUGGCAAGAUUUACAUUCCAAAGUGGUAUAAAGAUAUGCCUCGAAAUCAGAAGCGAUUAACAGAAAGAUGGAUGCUAAUAAUCUUGGGAAUCUUUGCUUUGUGGAGACUUAUUCUAAUGAGAUCUUCAGAUUAUGGUCAAAUUGAGUAUGGAAAUAAUUACAAUUCUUACAGCCAAAACUUCAACGAUAUAUUAUCUUGGCAAAAAUUGAAAAAUCAAAUAGCCAACUUUGAUGAUAACCAGGUAGGUGUUUCACAACAUUAUAAUUUAAACAACUUUGAUGGAGAUAAAAAUGGAUGGGAGCUCAAAAACAGACUUUUAUUAUGUAUUCCAUUACGAAAUGCAGCUCCUGUCAUUAAUAUGAUGAUAUCUCAUCUUGAAAAUCUCACAUACCCUCACGAAUUGAUUGAUCUUGCUUUUUUGGUCUCAGAUUCUGAUGAUUCAACAGCUGUUGACCUUGAAUUGAAUUUAAGACGAAGCUCAAUCUCUAGAACAUAUGGAAACAUUGAAAUUUUUUACAAAGACUUUGGACAAGCAAUUGGACAAGGAUUUGACGAUAGACAUGGUGUAGCUGUUCAGGGCAUAAGAAGAAAGUUGAUGGGCCGAGCACGUAAUUGGUUAACUUCAGUAGCUUUGAAGCCUUAUCAUUCGUGGGUUUACUGGCGUGAUGCCGAUAUUGAGACUUCACCACCAACAAUUAUUGAAGAUUUAAUGAAACAUGGUAGAGAUGUCAUAGUGCCAAAUGUAUGGCGCCCUUUACCUGAAUGGCUGGGGAAUGAACAACCAUACGAUUUGAACACAUGGCAAGAGAGUGAAGCCGCAUUAGAACUUGCCAAAACAUUGAACGAGGAUGAUGUUAUAGUGGAAGGAUAUGCCGAAUACCCUACCUGGCGACCUCAUCUUGCCUAUUUUCGUGAUGUCAAUGGAAAUCCUGAUGAAAUGUAUGAUAUGGAUGGCAUUGGAGGUGUUAGCAUACUUGCUCGAGCAAAAGUUUUUAGAAAUGGGGCAAUGUUUCCGGGAUUUGCUCUUUGGAACCAUGCUGAAACAGAGGGUUUUGGGAAACUUUGCCGAAAAAUGGGAUUUUCUGUUAAUGGGCUACCUCAUUACACUAUAUGGCACCUAUAUGAGCCUAGCGAAGACGAUUUAAAAAAAAUGAAAGAAAUGGAAGAGGAAAAGAAAAAACCCCCGAAAGUUGAAAAACAGACUAAUAACAAAGAUGAACUACUAGAAGAAAAAUUCCAAGAUGUUUCACGAGAAGUAGCUCAAGAAGAAGCAUUGAAAGUAGCUAUUGAAGAACAAGAAGAAGCCCGGCAAGAGCAUGAACAAGUACUAAAUAACCAACUAAAAGAUGAAAAAGAUGCCUCAUUUUUUAGCAAAGAACGAUCUCCUUAA
This is a messenger RNA of Magnusiomyces paraingens, 1518 nucleotides long. RefSeq lists its product as uncharacterized. Gene Ontology annotation, biological process: cell wall mannoprotein biosynthetic process; protein N-linked glycosylation. Gene Ontology annotation, molecular function: alpha-1,6-mannosyltransferase activity. The coding region runs from base 1 to 1518 and encodes 505 amino acids. The transcript has a single exon. NCBI's taxonomy places the organism in Eukaryota, Fungi, Ascomycota, Dipodascomycetes, Dipodascales, Dipodascaceae. The record is from RefSeq and is a predicted model, not a curated record. Gene Ontology annotation, cellular component: mannan polymerase complex.